This is a messenger RNA of Botrytis byssoidea, 882 nucleotides long. RefSeq lists its product as uncharacterized. The transcript is spliced from 2 exons. The coding region runs from base 1 to 882 and encodes 293 amino acids. The record is from RefSeq and is a predicted model, not a curated record. NCBI's taxonomy places the organism in Eukaryota, Fungi, Ascomycota, Leotiomycetes, Helotiales, Sclerotiniaceae.
AUGUCCGUCGCUUCGCCAGUGUUCAAAGAUAUGCUCAAGGCAAGCUCUCAAGAGGGUGUCGAAUUGAAAAAAACGGAAGUGUCGCUUCGUGAUGAGGAUUCAAAAGCAUGGAAUAUUUUACUCAACAUCAUACAUGGACAUUUUAGGUCUGUCCCUUUGGAUACCAAUCUGCCCAUGUUCACCCAGAUUGCACUCUUAUGCGACAAGUACCAAAUGCAUGAGAUUGCUUACGCAUUCACACCAACCUGGAAGAUGUCGGCUGGCCACGACUCUGUGUCGGGAGAAGACAUACCUCGCUGGAUCUUCAUAGCUUGGACUUUCAAUAUGAAAGAUGUACUUGAAGAGAUCACGAAAGGCCUUGCUCUCAAUUAUACUGGAAAUGGAAUCCAGAAAUUGUUCGGCAUGACUACUCUACCGAUUCCCCAAAUUGUUAUGGAUGAGCUUGAAAAUUCUCGCCAACAUGCAAUUGCUGAAUUGGUUGAUAUGCUUGAUUACACCAUACAGCGAUAUCAGGAAAAUAGUUCGAAGUGUUCGAUUGUAACCAGAUGCAGUGGAGAUAGAGAAUCUUACCGUAAGCAAUGUGAUGCAAUGAUACUUGGCAUGUUGUUAAAAGGUACCAUUGAACAAGGGAUCCACCCAUUCCCAACGAAGCCAUACAAGGAGUGGUCUUUUUCCACUUUGGAGAAGAAGAUCAAAUGUAUCAAACUUACUUCAUUGUGCGCUGCUAUGUCAUUGAUACCAGAUGUUCAUUGCGAUCAGGACCAUGGAAUCUCUAAGAUUAUUACAUCAUGGAUCAGACAUACUGCGGAAGAAGUCACUGGGCUUCAAUUAGAAUCCUUGAAGAAAGAUGCAUCACCGGAGAUUCAAUGGCCAAUUCGAUAA